Molecule: messenger RNA, 906 nt
Organism: Capsella rubella
Lineage: Eukaryota; Viridiplantae; Streptophyta; Magnoliopsida; Brassicales; Brassicaceae
Product: protein C2-DOMAIN ABA-RELATED 1
Exons: 3
Coding region: 88-594 (168 amino acids)
Source: RefSeq, a predicted model, not a curated record
CCAAAGCCUCAUCAAAGCUUUCCAUAUUCCUCAAAAAUUCACAGUUUCAUAUCCCAAACUCUCAAAACCAAGAAAAAAAAAAAAACAAUGGAGAAUCUAAUGGGUCUUUUGAGAAUUCAUGUGAAGAGAGGUGUGAAUCUCGCCAUUAGAGAUCUCAAUAGCAGUGAUCCUUAUGUUGUUGUUCACUCUGGUAAACAGAAGCUGAAGACAAGAGUGGUGAAACACAGUAUAAACCCCGAAUGGAACGACUUAUUGACACUUUCGGUUACUGAUCCGAGUCUCCCGAUUAAACUUACGGUUUACGACUAUGAUGUGUUCUCCGCGGAUGACAAGAUGGGACAAGCUGAGUUUCACAUUGGUCCAUAUAUUGAAGCCAUCAAAUUCUGCCAUCAGGUCGGACCAGGACUUCCAAAUGGUACCAUAAUAAGGAAGUUAGAGCCGAGCAGAAACAACUGUUUGUCUGAAGAGAGCCACAUUGUGUGGAACCAAGGCAAGAUUGUCCAGAAUAUGUUCCUUAGACUUCAGCAUGUUGAGUGUGGAGAGGUUGAGAUACAGCUUGAGUGGGUCGAUGUCCCCGGUUCAAGGGGUAUAUAGAUCGAAAUCACAUCGAUCCGAUCCGUUAUAGUCGUCUGUCCAUAUGGUUAGAAAACUAGAACUAUGGUGCAGUUUAAAACUGGUCAUUGAAAUAAUCUCAAACUGGUUUAUGUAAUAAACUCUUGUAGGUUUAUUUUUUUUUCUUUGUUCUUUUCUUAUUUGAUUCUACAAAGUGUGCAAGUUCAUGAGGAGUAAGUGUAACAUUUCGAUCUCCUUAUAUAUCUCUAUCUCUUUAGCUUCAAGUUUAAGUUUGUGAGACAGAACAAAUCAUGUUUUGAACAUAUUUUAAUGGAAGAUCACAAGUUCACAACA